AGUCUAAUCUCGUCUUCAGUAAGUUGAACACAUCAGUAGAAAUCCGACAAUUUAUUCAAAAAUGUUGUGGAAAUUCAUCAUCUUCGCAGUUCUUUUUACCGUCAUCACCGCAGCGACUGUACAGUUGGAGCCUUUGAACGCAGACGGAACAUGUGAACCAGGACGUUCAUACUCUGAUGGCUGCAAUACUUGCAUCUGCGCCGCUCGUGAUAUGCCCAUGUGCACCCAAAUGCUUUGCUACCCCAGAAGAUCUUAAUAAAACUAUAAAAUUGUCAACUCAAUUUAAACAUUAUUCUUAAUUAUCGACUUAUCUCGAAAACAGUUGAUUCCAGAUAGAAAUGGCAAAGUACUCCUUUUGGUUAUUAAAUUGGCGAAAAAAAGGAUUCCUAAUUACGAUUAAUUAUUGAACCCGAUUCAGAGAAAUUAUAAUUAUUCAAUUGUGUAAUGUAUUUUCUCUGGAAUAUAUAUAACUCGAAAAAUGUUUAAAAGAUUGA
Molecule: messenger RNA, 494 nt
Organism: Fopius arisanus
Lineage: Eukaryota; Metazoa; Arthropoda; Insecta; Hymenoptera; Braconidae
Exons: 3
Coding region: 62-256 (64 amino acids)
Molecular function (GO): peptidase inhibitor activity
Source: RefSeq, a predicted model, not a curated record